AUGGAUUUUGUGGAGUCUGCAGAUGGAGUAAAUGAGGUGAGGAUUGAAAAUUUGGAUAGUUUUUGUUCGUCUGGACAGAGGGUUUGUAUAGCGUUAGGAUUGUCAUGGGCUAGUUGUGUUAAUUCGAGGUUGUUCUUGUCCAAAUAUGAAUAUGAGAGUGGAUUGGUGUGUGGUGGUGAGAAUGGUUCUGUGUCUAGGGAAAAGAGGAGACGACUUCAUGUUGUUUUUGCGCCACAUUUGCCUAGUUUGUCUUGGGAUAAAGCGUUGAUAAAAUCGACUAAGAAUCAGAUCGAAGUGAUAAGAAGAAAGAGGAAUGCGACUUUGAAGUUUUUGAAGAAAGAUAUGGCUGAUCUCCUUGCUAAUGGACUCGACAUCAAUGCUUAUGGCAGAGCUGAGGGACUUCUAGCUGAAUUGAACCAAUUGUCUUGCUAUGAUUUUGUCGAGCAAUUUUGUGAUUUCGUGUUAAAGCAUCUUUCAGUCCUGCAAAAGUUGAGACUAGGUUUUGGGGCUGUCAAGAGUCAGGAGUACUGUACUCUUAUCUACAUGCACUGUCCUGAGGACUGUAGGGAGGCUGUUUCAUCCUUGAUGUUUGCCGCUGCAGGAUUGAACAAUUUGCCAGAGCUACGUGACCUUAGAGAUGUGUUUUACGAGAGAUAUGGGAAUUCCCUGGAUUUUUUUGUGAAUCAAGAGUUUGUUGAAAAGCUAUCGUCAAAGUUAGUGACGACAGAGAAGAAAAUUCAUUUAAUGCAAAAUAUAGCAACAGAGUUCUCGAUAACAUGGGACUCCAAUGCAUUUGAACAGAGGAUGUCCAAAACCCCGAAAUCUAAACAGGACCAAACUAAAAUUCAUGGGUCUUUACACAGCAAUGAUGACAGAUAUAUGCUUAUUAAUGACAAGGAUACUGUCUCAAAAGAAGAUAAACAGGAUUUUCCAUCAAAAGAAAGGCUUGAGGAUAACCACGAUAGAUACAAAUUCGUCACCGACAAGGAGAGCACUGUCUCAAAAAGAAAUGAGAUCAAUUCUCGAUCCAGACUUGAUGCCCCCAGCACUGAACAUGAGCCAAUCAGGGUCAGGGGAGAAACUAUCCUUAAAAGGGACAACCGGGACAUUCUAUUCCAGGGAAGGCAAGAAGCCGCCACAGUGGAGAAGGAUCAACCUUGGAAGGAGGAUACUCCCCUGAAGACAGUUAGAUUAGGUGGUUCAUCUCAAUGGAAAAGAAUGGAAAGUGUGGAUGGUGGAUUGAAGCGGCGAGAUGGCAGGGAGAAUACUGUGCCCAGAAGAGAUGGCACGGACACAACAAUUCCUGGAAAACCAGAUAUUGCUCCCAGUUAUGCAGGAUUAUGGUCUAAGAACGAUGGUAAAGAUUUUUUGGCAGCGCACAACAAUUAUGGUGGCCAACACAAAACAGAAUAUUCAAAAAGAGGUGUUCUGGAGGAAGAAGUACAUAAGCUGAAACCCUACUAUAACAAUGCUAUCCCUCCUCCCUACACAAAAACUAAUGCUAAACUGACUGAUGCCAGACAUGGAGCUACUAGUGUAGGAACUUCUCAGAUUGGUUCUGACUUUAAUGCAGCUACAAAAGAUCCUUCAAGGGAUAACAUAGCCAAUUCUUGGAACAGCUCAGAGAAAUUCCUACAAGGAUUUAAUCAUCCUGACCAUGAGAGGCAGAAUGUUGGACUUACAAGAGAAAAUGGUCAUGGAAUUGAGAAACGUAAUUAUUAUCAGGAUGACGGUAUCAGUAACCCCAUUCCAAAACCAAGAUCCAUGAGGAGGAGACACUCAAAGUCACACUCCAGUCAUGAUGAUGCUGGCAAUUCAGAAGAUACAGGUGGUGUGAAGAGAAGGUCAAGAAGCAGGAGAAAGGAUGACUCAAGAAAAGGCCUGCAAAUCUUGUUUGAUGAUGAUCGCUGUCAGAAUGAUGAAGAGGAAAGGGUGAUAGAUAAACUUUUGAUACAUUACAGCAAGAAACCUUCUGCACAUGAACCUGGAAAGGUGAGAAGAAAGUCAAAAAGCCGUCAUGCGCAUCAGCAAGGCACUGAGGCAGAUAGAUCUCCACAGCAUAUCAGCAGGGACAGGCCUGAUGAAAUCUCAGAGAUGGUUCCUGCACCUCCCCGAUCCAUUUCACUUCCUCGUGAACAAACAAAUUCAGCAGAGGCAAGGAAAGUGUUUACUCGGGCUGCUUCCUUUCAGCCAGAUAGGUCAAGCCCAGCUCGGCAUGUGCAUCCUAAGUUACCAGAUUACGAUGACUUGGCAGCGCGUUUUGCAGCCUUGAAGGGUAGAGUUUCUUUUGCUGUCUUUAAGGGAAAAAAAGGGGCUAUGCUCCAAUUGUAUUGGCUGAAGCAGGUUUGGCCUUUUACUUGUAUUUCUGAUACAUGUUUCUUGGAGUGGUUCUUUUGUAUUCUGAUACAAUUGGGCUAUGCUCCAACUGUAUUGGCUGAAGUGAGUACCCCUAGCAGGUUGGCUUUUUACUUUGUGAUUUCUGAUCCUCCGCAGUUGGAGUAUAGCCCCCAUAGGUGA
Messenger RNA from Dovyalis caffra, 2517 nucleotides. The record is from the annotation of a GenBank genome assembly. NCBI's taxonomy places the organism in Eukaryota, Viridiplantae, Streptophyta, Magnoliopsida, Malpighiales, Salicaceae.